UUGUCAGACAUUGGAGUUCACAGCAUCUGUUCUCUCAGGGUUGACCUCCUCUGAGUUUCUGUCGAUAUCCCCCCGCCACAUAGCCUGAAGAGAAAGUCCUCAGGUCGCUUUUACUGGUGGGGGGCAUGGAACAAGUGCGGAAGGAGGAGAAGGAUAAUCCGUUGGCUUCAGCUAAUCUUCUCUCCAAGAUUUUCUUCUGUUGGCUUAACCCCUUGUUCAGAACUGGGUACAAGAGGAAGUUGGAGGAAGAUGACAUGUAUAACGUUCUCCCAGAAGACGCAUCAGAAACACUCGGGGAGGAGCUGCAAGGGUACUGGAACAGAGAGGUUCAACAGGCGGCAAAAGAUCUGCGCCCACCCAGACUUGAAAAUGUUCUUGUACAGUGCUACUGGAGAUCAUACGCACUCAUUGGAAUUUACAUCUUUAUAGAGGAAGUUAUCAAAGUCAUUCAGCCGUUGCUACUUGGGAACAUAAUUGAGUACUUUGAGAGAGAAGACCGCACCGACAACACAGCUGCGGUCCAUGAGGCCUACAGAUCCGCUGCGGGCAUCUCCUUGUCCUGUAUCAGUCUGUCUGUUCUUCAUCAUCUCUAUUUCUACCAUGUCCAGCGAGUGGGCAUGAAGAUUCGUGUGGCCAUGUGCCACAUGAUCUAUCAGAAGGCUCUUUGUCUUAACAGCAAAGCAUUUGCCAAAACUACCACAGGACAAAUUGUUAACCUCUUAUCCAAUGAUGUCAACAAAUUUGAUGAGGUGACCUUAUAUUUGCACUUUCUGUGGAUCGGGCCUCUACAAGCUGUAACUGUGAUAUUAUUGUUGAUGUAUGCUAUUGGCCCAUCAUGCCUUGCGGGUAUGGCUGUCUUCUUCAUCCUGAUGCCUGUACAGACAAUGUUCGGACAGUUGUUCUCUAGUCUCAGGGCUGACACAGCAGUCCUAACAGAUGACAGAAUACGGACAAUGAAUGAAGUCAUCACUGGUAUCCGUGUUAUUAAAAUGUAUGGAUGGGAGAAGCCUUUUGCUGCAUUGGUGGAUGAGAUCAGAAGAAUGGAAAUCUCCAAGAUCAUGAAAAGCUCCUAUCUGCGUGGUCUGAACAUGGCAUCUUUCUUUGUGGCCAACAAGAUCAUCGUCUUCAUCACCGUCUGCGUCUACGUCCUGACAGGAAACCAGCUGUCUGCCAGCAGAGUGUUCAUGGCUGUUUCCCUCUACGGGGCGGUCAGACUCACCAUCACGCUCUUCUUUCCUUUUGCUAUAGAGAAGGUUUCUGAGUCUCUAAUCAGCAUUAAAAGAAUUCAGACUUUUCUUCUGCUCGAUGAAGUUGCUCCUCAGCACCUGGGGCUUCCCUUUUCAGACAAGAAGGACUGUUAUGUGAAGAUUCAGGACUUAAUAUGCUACUGGGAUAAGAUGCUAGAGGCUCCAACAUUACAGAAUGUGUCUUUCACAGUGGCGCCAGGGCAGCUUGUGGCAGUAAUCGGACCUGUUGGGGCUGGAAAGUCCUCACUCCUCAGUGUGGUUCUGGGAGAGCUGAGUCAGGAGAGUGGUGUGGUCAAGGUCAGAGGAAAUCUUACAUACACCUGUCAGCAGCCCUGGAUUUUACCUGGUACGAUUCGAAGCAACAUUCUUUUUGGGAAAGAGCUGAACCCCCAGAAGUAUGAAAGAGUCCUGAGAGCCUGCGCCCUCAAGAGAGACCUGGACCUGUUGCCAGGUGGGGACUUGGCACUGGUUGGGGACAGGGGGGCCAACCUCAGUGGAGGACAGAAGGCAAGGGUCAGCUUAGCAAGAGCAGUGUAUCAGGAUGCAGAUAUCUACCUGCUGGAUGACCCGCUCAGUGCUGUGGAUGCUGAGGUGGGACGGCACCUCUUUGAAAAGUGCAUUUGUGGACUUUUGAGGAAGAAGCCUCGUAUACUGGUUACUCACCAACUACAAUAUCUGAAGGCUGCGGACCAGAUUGUUGUCUUAAAGCAGGGUCAGAUGGUAGCACGGGGAACCUACAGUGAGUUGCAGGGCUCUGGACUCGACUUCACCUCCUUGCUAAAAGAUGAAGAGGACCAGGAGGAUGACAGGAAGACCCCCAUCCCUGGGACUCUCUCCCGCUUCCCCCAUACACUAUCUGACAACUCAAUAUCCUCUAAGUCUUCCUUAUCUUCCUCUCGGUGCUCUUUGAUUAAGGCACCAGAACCAAACAAAGUGGUAGUGCAACCAACAGAGGAGGAGAGCCGCUCAGAAGGAAACAUCGGCCUGCGUAUGUAUAUGAAGUAUUUCAGGGCAGGCGCUAACUUCCUGGUCCUCUUCAUCCUCAUUUUACUCAAUGUCCUAGCACAUAUAACAUUUGUGCUGCAGGACUGGUGGCUUGCGUGCUGGGCCUCUGAACAGAAGCACAUCAAUGCGACAGAGCCCUUCAAUGGCAGCCUCCCCCGGCAGCUGGACCUUGACCUGUACCUAGGUGUUUACGCAGGUUUAACAGCCACUUCAGUAGUGUUCGGCUUCCUUCGCAGCUUGGUGUUCUUUAAUGUGUUGGUGAGCGCGGCCCAAACCCUACACAACAGCAUGUUUAACGCCAUCCUCCGGACCUCGGUACACUUUUUUGAUAUCAAUCCAAUUGGAAGAAUCCUCAACAGGUUUUCGAAGGACAUCGGUUACCUGGACUCUCUGCUCCCAUGGACGUUUGUGGACUUUAUCCAGGUAUUUCUCCAAGUCAUUGGAGUGAUUGCAGUAGCUGCCAUCAUCAUCCCCUGGAUCCUUGUUCCUGUUGCUCCACUUCUUGCUGGCUUCCUGUUUCUGCGAUGCUACUUCCUUCAGACCUCCAGAGACAUCAAGCGCCUAGAGUCUACCACUCGGAGCCCCGUAUUCUCCCACCUUUCUUCAUCUCUCCAAGGCUUGAGCACCAUUCGUGCUUUCAAAAUUCAGGAGAGGUUUCAGCAAAUGUUUGAUGAAUAUCAAGAUCUUCACUCUGAGGCCUGGUUCUUAUUCCUGACCACUUCUCGCUGGUUUGCCGUGCGUCUUGAUGGAAUUUGCUCAAUUUUUGUGAGCAUCACUGCUUUUGGCUGCAUUUACCUCAGGGAUGGAUUAGAACCGGGUGCAGUGGGUCUGGCUUUAUCUUAUGCAGUGACACUUACAGGCAUGUUCCAGUGGGGUGUCAGACAGAGUGCAGAGAUCGAGAACAUGAUGACAUCAGUGGAGAGAGUGGUUGAGUAUGCAGAGCUGGAGAGUGAAGCACCCUGGGAGACGGAGAAACAGCCUCCGCAUGAUUGGCCAGAGGCAGGCUCCAUCACCUUUGACAGAGUGAACUUCUCUUACAGUCCCAGGGAGCGUUUGGUCCUAAAGAACCUGACUGUCGUCUUCCCAUCCAGAGAAAAGGUUGGCAUCGUUGGACGCACUGGUGCUGGUAAAAGCUCCCUGAUCUCCGCUUUGUUCCGGCUGGCAGAACCCGAGGGACGAAUAAUGAUUGAUGGCUUUCUGACUUCUGAGAUAGGCCUCCACACCCUGCGCCAGAAAAUGUCCAUCAUUCCACAGGACCCAGUUCUCUUCACGGGCACCAUGAGGAAGAAUCUGGACCCUUUCAGGCAGCACACAGAUGAGGACCUGUGGAAUGCACUCCAAGAGGUGCAGAUGAAGGCCGUGUUGGAGGACCUGCCCAAUAAGCUGGAGACGAUGCUGACGGAGUCCGGCUCUAACUUCAGCGUGGGCCAGAGGCAGCUGGUGUGUCUGGCCAGGGCCAUCCUCCGGAAAAACCGCAUCCUCAUCAUUGAUGAGGCAACGGCUAAUGUGGACCCCAGAACUGACAGCCUCAUCCAGCAGACUAUCCGGGACAAGUUUAAGGAGUGUACCGUCCUCACCAUUGCUCACAGACUCAACACUAUCAUUGACUGUGACAGAAUACUGGUUCUAGAUGCCGGCAGGAUCCAGGAGUAUGACGAGCCAUAUGUGCUGCUCCAGAACCAGGAAGGGCUCUUUUACCAGAUGGUCCAACAGACAGGCAGAGCCGAGGCCGCCUCACUGCUACACACAGCCAGACAGGUUUACAUCAACAAAAAGCGAGUGGCAGACGUGCACUGUGCCAAGGACAUCCAUGUCAUCUUUGAGACGUCUCUUUGACCGUUUGGAGAGUCGCUGUGGACCUCGUACUCGCCAUCACUGACCAAAUCUUUUUCUGGAUAUUCUUACAUUCCUUCCUGUUUAUUAAAAUGUAUUUAGAUUCCCAGUAGCUAGUGUGUAGUAUGUGCUGUGUUUGAUUGGCGUAAUCUUUUGAUAUAGAACAACUAGCUGAGGCAGGGUGUGCCUUUUUACUGACAGGAUUUUACUGCAUGGCUGUUUAUUGAUUACACCCCGCUAUGUUUAUGUAUGUGUGUUCUGGCCUCUUGGGUAGCUUCAAUCCUGCACCGGUGCUCAAAAGAGUGCAGAUAUUGGAUGUGAUUAUCCUGGUGCAAUAAAUUAUUGGUGACUUAAAUCAUUCUUUUAAGGCACACAUUGUGCAAUAGGUCUGAGGCGUUUUUAUUAUUCAGGAAAUGCUUGAAAAGACUUGGAGAAUGUGAGAGGAGAGAUGUUCUCAGUAAUUAUUGUGCCUUAAUCAGACUAUUGAUUCUUGUUUUUAAUUGCAGCUUUAAUUAAGUAUCCUUCCAGCACUUAAACGAUAGUGGUUAUAUGUCUACCUCAACUCUUGUCAAGAGAGAAGAGUACAAUUUGAAUGUAACAUUUCAUGUACGGGCAAUCACAAUGACCAACACUAAGAAACGUGGGACAGAAGUGUGUUGCAUCUAAUACAUUUUAGAGACUAUCAACUUUCCCCCUAUUUUUGUAAAAUAGGCUUUUGUUGCUUUUAAAGCAUAGCAUAGCUUAGCUGUUUCUUUGGCAGUAAUAGGACGUUUAGUAUGACUAUUUAUAGCUCCAUAUGUACUUACAUUGUUUUCUCAGUAAAUGUAUUGUUUUGUUAUAUGUCAUAUUUGAUGGA
Molecule: messenger RNA, 4941 nt
Organism: Notothenia coriiceps (black rockcod)
Lineage: Eukaryota; Metazoa; Chordata; Actinopteri; Perciformes; Nototheniidae
Gene: abcc4
Product: ATP binding cassette subfamily C member 4 (PEL blood group)
Exons: 31
Coding region: 126-4088 (1320 amino acids)
Biological process (GO): transmembrane transport
Cellular component (GO): plasma membrane
Molecular function (GO): ATP binding; ABC-type transporter activity; ATP hydrolysis activity
Source: RefSeq, a predicted model, not a curated record